This is a messenger RNA of Prorocentrum cordatum, 920 nucleotides long. Lineage: Eukaryota; Dinophyceae; Prorocentrales; Prorocentraceae. The record is from the annotation of a GenBank genome assembly.
GCACUAACGUUGUGGUCAUCGCGCGCGCAGGAGACAGGCCCAUCGUCUUCUCGUUCGUGGACGGCGCCGUCACGAUCUGUAGAGUUGUGUGCGGCAGCUUCGUGAUCUUCAUGCUCGUGGGUUGCAGCCUCGUUGUGUUCAUGUUCGCGGGCGGCAGCUUCGUUGAGAUCAUGUUCGUACAAGCCUGCGCAAUUCCUAUGGGGAGAAAGCUCGUGAACAUCAGCUUCGUGGUGCUCAAGCCAGAUGGCGGAAGCUUCGUGGCCUUCACGCCCGUGGGCGGCAGCUUCGCGGCGUCCACGCUCGCGGGCAGCAGCUUCGUGGCGUUCACACUGGUCGGCGGCAGUUUCGUGGUGUUCAAGUUCGUUGGCGGCAGCUUCGUCAUGAUCACUCUCGUGGGCGGCAGCUUCGCGGUGUCUCGCCGUCGUGGUGACAGUUUCGUGGUGCUCACGCUCGUGAGCAGCAGCUUCGUGGCGUUGCCGCCCAUGAGCGACAGCUUGGUGGUGUUCACGCUCGCGGGGAUCAGCUUCGUGGUCCUCACGCCCGUGAGCGGCAGCUUCGCUGCGUCCCCGCUCGCGGGCGGAGGCUUCGGGGUGCUCGCGCUCGUGGGGGGCAGCUCCGGGGUGCUCACGCUCGUGACUGCUCAUUCGUGGGCGGAAGUUUCUUGGGGUUUUACGCUCGUGGGCGGCAGCUUCGCGGCCUUCACGCUCGCGGGCUGCAGCUUCGUAAUGUUCACGUUUGUGCCCGCGCUCCAGGACCGAAGCUUCAUGGCGCCCACGUUCUCAGGCGGCAAGUCAGUGGUGUUCACGCUCGUGGGCGACAGUUUUGUGAUGUUCAAGCUCGUGGGUGCGAGCUUCAUGGUGCUCACGCUUGUGGUCCAUCCUGUACUGGGUGAUGACGUUCUUUGGGCCGUCAUUAUCACG